AUGAUCAUCUCCAUCCUGUUAAUGGUCAUUCCUGCACACGGGCUGGCGCUGUUCGCUGCCGCGGUGGCGGCAACUCGGAAGCAGUACGUGGCACUGGAAGCCGUUGCAUUCCACGGCCCGCUGGGUACGGACAUUCGGUACGGCGUCAGGCUGACGUCACGGGCAUUGCAGGAGGUAAAAAAAGGGAAACCUUCCACAAGUUGGUUGUUGUUGGCCACGGGGGGUGGUGGGGGUGAGAGCUUUGGGGCCUUGGGCACCUUGGGUGGUUUGGGGGCUUUGGGCGGGACAGGCGCUUUGGGCGGUUUGGGCGCUUUUGGUGAACUGGGUGAUCUGGGCGCCUUCGGAGGCUUGGCGGCCGGCGGAGGUGGAGAUGGCGACUUGGGAGUGAGAUGA
This is a messenger RNA of Volvox carteri f. nagariensis, 393 nucleotides long. RefSeq lists its product as uncharacterized. Bases 1 to 393 code for a protein of 130 amino acids. Lineage: Eukaryota; Viridiplantae; Chlorophyta; Chlorophyceae; Chlamydomonadales; Volvocaceae. The transcript has a single exon. The record is from RefSeq and is a predicted model, not a curated record.